CAGGUGACAGAAAAGUCAAGCCAUCUCGGCUUUUAACCUAAAAGUCCUUAAUAUUUUUUUACCAACUUACUUUUGUAGCAAAUUUUGUAUAUUAUUUAUGAAAAUAUAAUUUACCAGUAAAUAAAUAAUUGAUUAUCAACAAUCAUGCGUCCUAAUAUGUUACAAGGGCACGAACGUGCCAUAACUGCAGUAAAAUACAACCGGGAAGGUGAUUUAAUUUUCUCAGCCUCCAAGGAUAAGAAGCCAAAUGUUUGGUGGUCUGCCAAUGGAGAAAGAUUGGGAACUUUCAAUGGUCACAAUGGUUCUAUUUGGUGCAUUGAUAUCGAUUGGAGAACUCAGUUCUUUAUGUCUGGAUCUGGUGACAACACUUUGAGAAUCUGGGAUUGUCAAACAGGAAAAGAAAUUUCUCAAAUUCAAACCAACAGUUCAGUGAGAACUUGCGCAUUUGGUUUCUCAGGGAACAUGGCUGUUUACUCAACAGACAAAGCCCUAGGUCAUCAGUGUGAAAUGUUUAUCAUUGACACGAGAAAUGUUGACUCCAUGUCAUCUGAAGGAUCAGCUAUAAUUCGUAUCCCAAUCAACGGGCCUAGAAUUUCAUCAAUUCUCUGGGGUGCUCUUGACGAAACAAUUAUUACUGGGCAUGAAGACGGUGAAAUAAAUAUUUGGGAUGUUUCUACUGGAAAGAAAUUAAAUUCCCAAAAAGGCCACAAGUCGCUAAUAAAUGACAUGCAGCCAAGUAAAGACGGCACAAUGUUUAUUACGGCGUCAAAAGACCACACGGCAAAAUUAUUUGACAGCGAGUCUUUGAUGCAUCUCAAAACUUACCAAACUGAGAGACCCGUUAAUUCAGCAACGAUAUCACCCAUUUUCGACCACGUAAUCUUGGGUGGUGGUCAAGACGCCAUGGAUGUUACGACUACGUCCGCACGUCAAGGAAAGUUCGACGCGCGUUUUUACCAUCUUGUCUUUGAGGAAGAAUUCGCAAGAUUAAAAGGUCACUUCGGUCCCAUUAACUCACUCGCUUUUCAUCCAGACGGCCGCAGCUUUUGCAGUGGCGGUGAAGACGGUUUCAUUAGAAUUAAUCCCUUUGAUAAAUCUUACUUUGAUUUCAACUUUGAAUAUUAAUUGCAGUUUAUUAUUAUUUUUUCUGUAUUACCAACAGGUCAUUUAAAUCUGAUUUAAUAAAACUUCCAAAAGGUACUGAUAAAUA
Molecule: messenger RNA, 1210 nt
Organism: Microplitis demolitor
Lineage: Eukaryota; Metazoa; Arthropoda; Insecta; Hymenoptera; Braconidae
Product: eukaryotic translation initiation factor 3 subunit I
Exons: 4
Coding region: 145-1125 (326 amino acids)
Biological process (GO): cytoplasmic translational initiation
Cellular component (GO): cytoplasm; eukaryotic translation initiation factor 3 complex, eIF3m
Molecular function (GO): protein binding; RNA binding; translation initiation factor activity
Source: RefSeq, a predicted model, not a curated record